Messenger RNA from Chlamydomonas reinhardtii, 2500 nucleotides. RefSeq lists its product as uncharacterized. The coding region runs from base 206 to 1645 and encodes 479 amino acids. The record is from RefSeq and is a predicted model, not a curated record. NCBI's taxonomy places the organism in Eukaryota, Viridiplantae, Chlorophyta, Chlorophyceae, Chlamydomonadales, Chlamydomonadaceae. The transcript has 15 exons.
CGAUGCAUGCAACGUCCAUGUGGGGUGGGGUGGGAAUUGAGGCACAUUGGUUGUGGCACACCAAGCUGGUCAGACCAUGGGGCCCUUUCUGGGGCCCUUUGCGGAUGGUCAUUGCCGCACGGUUCGUGCCGACCGCCACCCGACGGGUGCCGAGCCUCGACAUGAAAUCACAAUACACACAUGCGAGCACUGACAAGACGAUCUGAUGGGCCCCACACGGAUAGCAGCGUUGCUCUUGCUCGCAGCGGUCGCACUUGCGACUGUUGCAACGGCCGGAUGGCGUCCUCCAAAGCUAGAAACAUGUGAACUGCAUCCAGUUAUAGAAGAACUGAUGCUCAACGAGACAAAGGUCUGGGGCGAUAAAGGCAUAACGGAGGAUGUGGUGGAUAGCUUGCAUAAUCAGUGUCCGCCCACGGAGGUGCGGACGCAUGCCUGCGUCAAGUCGCAGCGUUUCCUCAUCAAGAACGGGACGGUCUACGUCACGAACCUAAUGCCCAAAAACGGGUUUGGCGCUAUCGAGCUAAUCGGCUUCCUGGUGGAGCUGUACGAAGCCAGCCAGGUGUAUCAGCUACCCGAUGUGGAGUUCUCCUACUGGCACGAUGACAACGCGCCGGCUGAGACGGUGAAGAAGGCGGACGGCACGUGGACGUGGCCGUUCGCGCCGCACGGCCUGCCGCCCAUCCUGGCGUGGGCCAAGGCGCAGAUGCACGGCGCCUUGCUGGUGCCGUACUCGGGCGCGUUCAGGUGCCCGCGUGACUCCUUUGACGCCAUCCUGACGGAGGUGCAGCGCUUCAGUGACACGCCCUGGGAGAGGAGGAGCUCGGUGAGGCCCAGGGGGGAGGGCUUAGCCUGGGUGCGGCAAGGGGUGCAGCAAGAAGUGCAGCAGGAGCUCGCGUUCGGGCGCUGGAACAUCUUCUGCGCCUGGUACUAUCGCGGCGCGCAGCGGCUGGAGGACGGCACCGCGGCGCCCUGCCCGCGCGACUACUACAACGACCUGUACUACAACCACAGCGACAAGAUCAUGACGCUGGGGCUGCUGCGCAACUACACCAACGGCACGGUGGCGCUGCCGCUGUCGCUGCACGAGCAGCACAAGUAUAAAUACCUCGUGUCCACAGAUGGCUGGGCCAUUAGCUCCAAGUUCGACAAGUACCUGCUGUUGGGGAGUCUGCUGUUCAAGGCUGAGGGCCAGACCUACGGCUGGUACUACCCCGCCAUCAAGCCCUUUGAGCACUACGUGCCCAUCAUGAAGAAACACAAGGACGACUUAUUAGACAUGCUGGAAUGGGCAAAGUCGCACGACAUGGAGGCGCAACGGAUCGCACAGAACGCACAGGGCUUCGCCAUGCGCAAUCUCAAUCGCCCCAUGCGCCUGUGCUACAUCGCGCGGCUCAUACAGGAGAUUGCAAAGAACAUGAAGUACAAGCCCGACUGCUCCAAGCGGCCUGUGUGUGUGCCGCUAGUGGAGGAGAUCAAGUUCCUGGGCAAGUACGAGGAGACCAGGCACAGAUGCAGGUAUCAGGAGGUGCUGACGCAAUACGCGCACGACGAUCCCGACGCAUUGCCGGGCGAUAGCGGGUUCGAGGAGCUGAAGAAGAAGCAUGAAGCCAUGCCACUGCACAUCAUGUUUGGGGGGCGGCGGUAGUUCUCCCCGCCUGGCCGCCCCGCCCCGCCCCUGACGUUCUAGCGACCCAGGGUAUGAGGAGGUGGUGUUGCAAUACGCGCAUGAUGACCCGGAUGCGCUGCCAGGAGGUAGCGGGUUUGAGGAGCUGAAGAAAAAGCACGAAGCCAUGCCGCUUCACAUAAGGUUUGGAUGAGGUCCUCAGGCAGUGGCUGGCAUGCGCGCCCGGUUGCGGCAACCGGCAGUACGGUGCUGAUGACGCCAUCUCACUUUGCGGACUCGAGUGGUACUGCCACGGUGCCAACAAUUAGGAGUGGCUCUGGCUUUUGGGUGCGGCCCAGUUGCCUCGAGGCUGGAUGCCUGUGCGAACCAGAUGUGAUCCGAGGUAGGUGGCACGUCGGUGAUUACUGGUAAAUGCUUCUGCAGCGGCAGAGUCGUGGCGUGGCGCUUUUGGCGUGGCCCUUUUGCUUUGGUGACAUGUGCAGGUGUCAUCUGGGAUGGCAAGGCCAGCGCGCGCUCGGAUGGCGCGGCGCCACUGGAUUGCCGCACUGAUGUGGUAUCGACGUGGGGUUCUUCAGUGUACUGUGUAGUGCUAGAGCUCGCAGUCAACCUUUGAAGGUCUAGCUACCUGUGAUGCCUUGCCACACGGCAGCAAGGAGUUGGACAGGUUCGUGAUUUUGUGGCGUGAGAGCCGCCUCACCCCGGUUAGCGCACGUGCUUGAGUGCUGUGCCGCAGUAGGGUGGAACACGGUGCAGGUCACCGACAGGACGUCGCGGCAGGGGAACCUAGGGGCACGAAACCGUGUGCUGCGAACCCGAACCCUGCGCAAAAACGAGCUGUUCCUCAUAAGAGUUAAGUCUCUCCUGUAUCCACUUGCU